ACAAGCAGGCGCCGUCGCGAAUGUACCAUCUCCAGGCGGCGCCGGGAACCUGUGUUUGCCCCGAAGCAGCCAUGAGCAAGAGGAACCAGGUUUCGUACGUGCGGCCAGCCGAGCCGGCGUUCCUGGCCCGCUUCAAGGAACGUGUCGGCUACAGGGAAGGGCCCACUGUGGAAACCAAGAGAACCCAGCUUCAGCUCCCAGAUGAAGAUGGUGAUCACAGUGACAAAGAAGAUGAACAGCCCCAAGUGGUGGUUUUAAAAAAAGGAGACCUGUCAGUUGAAGAAGUCAUGAAAAUUAAAGCAGAAAUAAAAGCUGCCAAAGCAGAUGAAGAACCAGCUGCAGUUGAUGGAAGAAUCAUGUAUCGGAAACCAGUCAAGCGUUCAUCAGAUGAAAAAUACUCAGGUUUAACAGCAAGCUCAAAAAAGAGGAAGGCAAAGGAAGAUGAAAUAAAUAAUCAGGACUCAGUUAAAAAGAACUCACAAAAGCAAAUAAAAAACAGUUCCCUCCUUUCUUUUGACAAUGAAGAUGAAAUUGCAUAAGUGUAAAUAUUUUGGACUUAGUCUUCAAGAGCUUAUGGGGUGUUUUUUAAAGUGACAUUUUUUUUUCUAUUUAAAGAUAAUAAAGGUUCAUUAUAGAAAGUUCAGAGAAUUCAGAAAAAAUUUAGUAUGAUAAAAAUUUUGUCUAUCAAUGCUUCUUUGACAUGAUUCUAACUUUGUAGAUAAUAGCUACUAUUAACAUUUUGGAACUCCCACAUGUGGGGUAUGUAUGUAUGUAAAUUAUAUUUUUUAAACAAAAUUAAGAUUACAUUGUAUAUGUUUUCUCUCCUGCUUCUCACAUGACAUUAUAGUGUGAGCAUUUUUCCAGAUCAGUAAUUCAGAAACUUAACGUAAUUGCUACAGAGGAUUUUGUCAUUAAACAGAGCACCUAUUGAAUCUUCUACAUUAGCAGAAGCUCACUUUGAAUGAGGAUGAUAAUGUGCCUAGUUAAGAAUAGUUCCCCAGCUCCUGCUAAAGGUAGCCAUAUAACAGCUCCGGCAAUUUUAGAGAUAAAAGUGGAACUUGUACAAGUGAGGAUCUAAUACAAAUGAUCUUGAUAGAAAUAAGGAUCUAAUGUAUAA
This is a messenger RNA of Canis lupus familiaris (dog), 1117 nucleotides long. Its product is annotated as KIAA1143. The coding region runs from base 21 to 539 and encodes 172 amino acids. The transcript has 3 exons. The record is from RefSeq and is a predicted model, not a curated record. Lineage: Eukaryota; Metazoa; Chordata; Mammalia; Carnivora; Canidae.